AUGGCUUUUUCUCUCCUUUAUGUUCAAAAAUUUUCUCCAAACAAAAGCUCAACUAUUCUGCCUUUCAAGGUAUAUGAACCCAUGCAUGCCUAUUGUAGUUUCCACAAUAAAACCAAAUUUACUCUUUCCUUUAACCAAACUCAUAUUUCUAAAACUGUAAAAGCCAAGGAAGCGCAUGAUAUAAAACAUGCUAAAGCAUUGGAUGAAGUCAAACGUUUAUUUGUUCGCCAAAGUACAGAUGAACGUUUAUCUAUGGUGGACUCAAUCCAAAGAUUAGGCAUUGAAUAUCACUUUGAAGAUCAAAUUGAAGCAACUCUUCAAAGGAAGUAUACGAUGCUCAGAUUUCAUAGAAUCCAAGAACUGUCGCAAGUUGCAUUCCAAUUUCGUAUGUUAAGACAACAAGGAUAUUACAUUCGCCCAGACAUAUUUGAUAUUUUCUGGGACAACAGAGGCAAACUCAAGGAUACAUUUUAUAAGGAUAUAAACGGUUUAAUUGCAUUGUUUGAAGCCUCUCAAUUAAGCAUACAAGGAGAAGAUUAUCUUGAAAGUGCAGGACAGUUCUGCCGCGAGUAUCCUAAUGAGCGGUCUUCGACAUUUCAUAACCAUGCUCAAGUGAAUUUUAUUGCACAAACAUUGAUGUGUCCUAUUCAUAAAACUUUGUCAAGAUUCACACCAACAAUAAUUCAAUCACAAAAUGUAACAUGGACAAAUUCUUUACAACGACUUUCCAAAAUUGACACUCAAAUGGUUUCCUCUCUACAUCUCAAGGAAAUUUUUGCAGUUUCCAAGUGGUGGAAAGACUUAGGAUCGAGCUCACAAAGCCUUUAUCUCUAA
Messenger RNA from Vicia faba (fava bean), 834 nucleotides. The record is from the annotation of a GenBank genome assembly. Lineage: Eukaryota; Viridiplantae; Streptophyta; Magnoliopsida; Fabales; Fabaceae.